Molecule: messenger RNA, 1740 nt
Organism: Eimeria maxima
Lineage: Eukaryota; Apicomplexa; Conoidasida; Eucoccidiorida; Eimeriidae
Exons: 2
Coding region: 1-1740 (579 amino acids)
Molecular function (GO): GTP binding
Source: RefSeq, a predicted model, not a curated record
AUGAGGGGGCCCCGUGGGGGCCCCCGCCUCUCUUCGAAGGCGGCGUCCCGCAGGCUGCGAAGCAGCUCCCAAGGCUCCCCUGCAGCGAAACAGCAACAGCACCAGUUACAGCAGAGGCAGCAACAGCAGCGGCAGCAAGCAGAUGCAGCAAGGCAUGCCGCUGCUUGUUCCUCCUCGCAGGUGUCUCUUGGAGAGGAGACGGAUAUUUCAAGAAACACCCUUAAAGGGCUCUUCAGUGGCCUGAGAGAGCUAGACGUGCUCUCUGCCUUCGCUGGGCCCCAGGGGUCCCUCACCAAGCCCGUACUGGGCGUACCCAUAGCAGAAGCGGUUUCCAAAAGCAGCAGCUGCAGCAGCAGCAAACUGCAGCAAAUCCUCAAGGCGGGGGACUACAGCCGCCUCAGGCCUUCGUUCUUGGGGUCAUUCUUGCUGCCUGUACAACCCACUGAGCAGCAACAGCAGCAAGCCAAUAGCGGAGGUGCUCCUGAGUACGUCGCCUCGCACUGCUUUCCUGCUGCUGCUGCUGAAGAAGACGAUGUGGCAGCAGCUGCUGCAGCCGAUACACCUCGGGGCACCCUGAGGGAGCGGCUGUUGCAGCAGCUGCUGCAGGGGCUGCUGCAGCAGCAGCAGCUACCGGAGAUUGCCGUAGCUGGGCGCAGCAACGUAGGCAAGUCUUCGCUUAUAAAUGCCUUCUUCAAACUGUGCAGCAGCAGCAGCAACAACACCAGCAACGGCAGCAAAUUGCCACACGCCCGUUCUUCUCGCACCCCUGGCCGCACCCAGGCCGUCGAUUUCUACCUCUUCAGCGUUGCUGCAGCAUCUACCCAGCGAAAUCAGCACCAACAGCAGCACCAACAGCAGCAGCAGCAGCUGCUGCUGCAGCGGGGGGCGCUUGUCCUUGCAGACCUCCCGGGUUACGGUCAUACCGAAGGCAUAUCCCCGGAGAGGGCGUGGCAGAUAUCUCGCACUUUGGAAGUGUAUGUACAGCGUAAACAGCAACAGCAGCAGCAGCUGCAGCAGGUGCUGCUGCUUAUUGACGGCAGGCGAGGCAUGGGGGCCCAUGAUGCUGCACUCAUGAGGCUGCUACUGCAGCAGAAAAUCCCCAUAGCAGUUGCCAUCACAAAAGAAGACAGACUGAGUGCUGCGCAGUUCGUGGAGCUGGUGGAGAAUCUGUCGGCUUACAAGCAUCUCGUGCUGCCUCCCUAUUUGAUGAAGCUGCGGAUGAAGCUACUUUUGGAACAGCAGAGGUGCAGCAGCAGCAAAAACAAGGGGAGAAGCGACGACUGCAACAAAAGCAGCAGCAGCAGCAGCGAAAACGAGGAGAGGGACGACGGGGGCGACGACGUCUACAGUAGCAGCAGAAGCAACUGGAGCAGCAAAAGUGCCUCAAGAGGAAGCCUUUUCAGCAGCUUUCGGAGUCCCUAUGCCUCAGAUACACCCGUAGAGCAGCAGGUUCAGCAGGAGGAGCGGUCCAAGCAGCAAGUUCCGGUCUUCCUCGUUUCUGCCCGGACAGGCUCCGGUAUAAAGCAGCUGUGGCAGCAUGUCUUGCGAACAGCAGCAAAAGGGCCCCCCAGGGCAAACCUAGCAACGGCGGGAGCAGCAGCAGCUGCAGCAACACCAGCUGCAGCAGCAACAGCAGCCGCAGAGCAACCCCCCCCCUCAUUAAAGCGACGCGCAGAGAUGUCGCGACGAAUGGCGUUGCUCUUGGCUGGGCCCGAGCACAUGCCAGACGACUGCUUCUAG